Messenger RNA from Anthonomus grandis grandis, 1237 nucleotides. RefSeq lists its product as uncharacterized. Bases 287 to 1162 code for a protein of 291 amino acids. NCBI's taxonomy places the organism in Eukaryota, Metazoa, Arthropoda, Insecta, Coleoptera, Curculionidae. The transcript is spliced from 2 exons. The record is from RefSeq and is a predicted model, not a curated record. Gene Ontology annotation, molecular function: nucleic acid binding.
GUUAAGCAGGUUUUCCGACCCGUAACCGGGCAGUGGAGGUGAGAGGUCAAACCUUGCUUGGUGAGUGGCUUAGUGGGUAUUCCUAUCUAGGAGAGUCCCACACUACCCAGCUCAAGCUCGGUGUGCGUAAAAGAGCAUUCCCUCACCUUACCAAAAGGAAAAAAAAGCCUCUUGUUGUUUAGUUUCACUCUCGCCUCUAAUUUUGUAAGAUUAUCAACUUCGUACUGACUGCAUCCACUGUUUUUUAAAUCGAGUUUCUGCCCGUUUUAUUAAACAGUAUUGUAAAAUGGAAUUUACCAACCAAGAGUACGCUGACAUUGUCUUCACAUAUGGACGCGCUAACGGUAAUGGAGCUUUGGCACGACGCUUGUACCAGGAACGUUAUCCAGAUCGGAGGUUACCAAACUUCAGGGUGUUUCAAAACACCUUUCGCCGUCUUACUGAAGUUGGCAUUGGGAAUAAUCCGGCACGUGGAGUCAACUCUGGCCAUAAUAAUGUAGAGAUUGAGGAGCAAAUACUGGAAGCUUUUACCGCAAACCCUACUGCAAGCGUCAGAAAAGUAGCUGAAGACCUUGGCCUUUCUAGAUGGAAGGUGUGGACGACCAUGAAGAAAGAUGGACAGUCCCUUUCAUGGUACGGGGGUCAAGGAGAAGACCCUGCAAGACGAAUUCAGUUCUGCCGCUUUUUAUUGAACAUAGACAUCGAGGACCCGUUAUUCUUAAGAAGUAUCUUGUGGACAGACGAGUCCAAUUUUUCCAGGGAGGGUAUUACCAACUUCCACAACCUCCACGAAUGGGCUGCCAAAGAUGCAAAUUCGCACUGGAAAAAACAAAAAUCAUUUCAGAACAGAUUUUCGGUCGAUAUGUGGGCCGAAGUAAUAGUCAGGACUAUUAUUGGGCCACAUUUUCUACCAGAGAAUUUAAAUGGUGCCAACUAUUUAGAUUUUCUACAAAAUGAUAUCCCCGUUCUUCUAGACGAAGCUGGAUUAUUGGAACGAGAAAGACCAAUAAUCUUUCAGCAAGAUGGUUGUCCAGCGCAUUGGUCCUUCGCUGUCAGGAAUUACUUAGACGACUGUUUUCCGGACAGUUGGAUCGGUAGAGGCGGAACCUUUCCUUGGCCUCCUCGAUCGCCUGACCUAACUCCGUUGGAUUUUUUCAUAUGAGGCCGGGCAAAGGAGCUUGUAUACACCACCGAAAUAAGAACAAGAGAAGAGUUGAUUCUCAAAAUAAAUGAAGCA